Molecule: messenger RNA, 1481 nt
Organism: Marmota flaviventris (yellow-bellied marmot)
Lineage: Eukaryota; Metazoa; Chordata; Mammalia; Rodentia; Sciuridae
Gene: Upp1
Product: uridine phosphorylase 1
Biological process (GO): nucleotide catabolic process; uridine catabolic process
Cellular component (GO): cytoplasm; cytosol
Molecular function (GO): uridine phosphorylase activity
Source: RefSeq, a predicted model, not a curated record
CUACUGUGACCUCCAGGCGUCACUUGUGGGUGACUGCCGCGAAGAGGGGCUCUCGUGGGCUGUGAGCUGAGAUUCAUCUCGCUCAUCAUUCCCUCCUUUAAGGAGUCCGGUGCAUAGCCUCUAGACCACCGUCUGAGAGCCUUGUGUCAUUGGAGCGAGGUCCUUGUCGCUCAAGUUGCUGUGCAAGGAUAGCGCAGCUUGCGUAGCGGACCCAGGACAGACCCGGUUUGAUCUCUUGACUCGUGGGUAACGCAUCCGAAGCCUUCCGCCUCGACCUGACCACCUGUUUCCUGCCUUCCAUUACAGAGCUCUGUCUGCAUCUAGCUGCUUGCUCCCUUCUGACGGGUCCUGCCACAGUGACAGCAUGGCGGCUGCAAGAGCUGAAGCAAAGGAACAUGAAAACUCUCACAACAACCGCCUUAUCCAACUUGCAAAUCCACAUGUAGCAGCAAUGAAGGAAGAUAUUCUCUAUCAUUUCAAUCUCAGCACUAGCACAUGUGAUUUCCCAGCUAUGUUUGGAGAUGUGAAGUUUGUGUGUGUUGGUGGGAGCCCCUCCCGGAUGAAGAAAUUUAUCAGAUACAUUGCCGUAGAGCUGGGCCUUGACCAUCCAGGAGAAGAGUACCCCAAUAUCUGUGUAGGCACUGACCGCUUCGCCAUGUACAAAGUUGGACCGGUGCUGUCUGUGAGUCAUGGGAUGGGCGUUCCUUCCAUUGCAAUCAUGUUGCAUGAGCUCAUCAAGUUGCUGUACCAUGCCAAGUGUUCCAACGUCAGCGUCAUCCGUAUCGGCACUUCUGGUGGCAUAGGUCUGGAGCCUGGCUCUGUGGUCAUCACCCGGCAGGCAGUGGAUGCCUGCUUCAAGCCAGAGUUUGAGCAGAUUGUCCUAGGGAAGCGGGUUGUUCGAAACACGGACAUGGAUGAGCAGUUGGUGCAGGAAUUGAUGCAGUGUUCUGCAGACCUGAAGGAAUUCACCACAGUGGUGGGGAACACCAUAUGUUCCUUGGACUUCUAUGAGGGGCAAGGCCGUCUGGACGGUGCCAUCUGUUUCUAUACGGAGAAGGACAAGCAGGCCUAUCUACAAGCGGCCCAGGCUGCAGGCAUCCGGAACAUCGAGAUGGAAUCUUCAGUCUUUGCCUCCAUGUGCAGAACAUGUGGUCUCCGAGCGGCCGUGGUGUGUGUCACCUAUCUGGACCGCCUGAAAGGGGACCAGAUCACCAGCCCCCACGAGGUGCUUGCUGAGUACGAGCAGAGGCCGCAGCGACUGGUGAGCCACUUCAUCAAGAAAAGUCUGGGAAAGGUCUAAGGUCCUUCCCUUUCCCUCGAAGCACAAGCUCCUGCAAUUAUUGGACAAUAAAACCGUUGUCCAAAAUCCUCUUCUAACUUGGAGUAUGCUUUACAUAAGGAUUAGGGAAUUGGACUUCAAUUAGGAGGUAAGGAAUCAUGGAUUAACUACACACAGAUUUUAUUAAAAUUUUGUAACAGCA